CAAAGAUUUCAGUUCAACUUUCAUUUUCUCCAGUUCUUGAGGGAAUAGAAACUUGGCUGGUCAUUUCAGGAGGAAAAACAAACCUCAAACAACCUUUAUACAUCCUUUAACCUGACCUAGAACAAUAAACGGAGGACUAAUCAUGGCUGAAGCUGGAGAACCUUCAGAGCUGACUGAAGUUGGAGGAGAAGUUGAGGAAGAGAAGACGGGAGACGAAACAGAUGCCAAACCUGACCGCAGAGGCAGAUUUCUACUGUUUGGGAGUAAGAAGAAUAAGGAUGGCCAGACGCGGGAGCAGGACUACUAUUCUGAAAGCCAUUACAGAAUUGUUUCACCAACAUUCCAGUAUAAGAUGAGCCACCAGCGAGUGGGCAAGUGCAUCAUCAUCAACAACAAAAACUUUGAUGAAAAGACAGGGAUGAAUGUACGAAACGGCACAGACCGAGAUGCGGGCGAGCUGUUCAAAUGCUUCAAGAGCCUGGGCUUCGACGUCUACAUCUACAAUGAUCAGACCUGUGAGAAGAUGGAACGUCUUCUCAGAGAGGCCUCGGAAGAAGACCAUAGUGACAGCUCGUGUUUCGCCUGUAUCCUGCUAAGCCACGGCGAAGAGGGCAUGAUCUACGGCACAGACGGAGCCAUGCCUAUCAAGACCAUGACCUCGCUGUUCAGGGGGGACAUGUGCAAAAGCUUAGUCGGGAAACCAAAGCUCUUCUUCAUCCAGGCUUGUCGGGGUUCCGAAUUUGAUGAUGGUAUACAGACAGAUUCGGGUCCGCCAAAUGAUACCCUGGAGACAGAUGCUAAUCCAAGACAUAAGAUCCCUGUAGAGGCAGAUUUCCUCUUUGCCUACUCCACUGUGCCAGGUUAUUACUCAUGGAGGAACCCAGGACGCGGCUCCUGGUUCGUCCAGGCCCUCUGCAACGUCCUCAAUGAGUUCGGGAAGCAGCUGGAGAUAAUGCAGAUCCUGACACGGGUCAACUACAUGGUGGCCACCAGCUUCGAGUCUUGGUCUGAAGACCCUCGCUUCAGUGAGAAGAAGCAGAUUCCUUGUGUGGUCUCUAUGCUGACGAAAGAACUGUAUUUUAACUGACCACCAGUCUCUCUGACCGUACGACACCACGGACUGACUGACGAACACUGACCAGACCGACUGUUUCAGGGACUGACUAAAACGGUCAAAGCAUUCAGGGAUGAUUCAGGCCCAGCAGGACAUUGCACAUUUGGAGCACGAAUGACAAUUUGCAUGUGUAGUUGGGCCCGAAAAAACGAGCACUCCGUGAGAAAAGAAAAAUCUUUACAGUGGCACUCAGCGUUCAUGUGUUGAUGGUGAUAUUUACCUCUUCUUCAGGUUAUUCUUCAGAAAAAUGGCGUCACAUUUGAUCUGAUCUUUGUCGACAGGCAUUGUGAAAUAUCCAUGUUUUUCUGCUGACCCAGAAAAUUUGCUGCCAGUUUUUGUGGGUUCGGGGAAUCAUAUCUGAAUAUGCAUCUCUCUAUUUUCCAGUGUUUGAAGUGGAUGUUUGAAGGGCCUAUAAAUUAUAAUAAGCACCUUUUGUACACAACAUACAGUGUACAGUAACAGCUAUUUUAGACCAUUUUAAAGGACUUUAUGAUUGAAUUUUAUCCUUUUGAUUUUAUAUUUCUAUUUAUAAUGUUGCCUGGAAAAACAGCCUAUAUUAAAGGCUCUUUUGCAGAUGUCCAUUUGAUUUUCCAAUUGAUUUUAUACAGGGAAAUAAUUAUUAGAAGAGAUAGACCUGGAAAAUGGAUCGGAUCAUUUUCAGCUCUUUGUCUUUUAUUGUUUUCAGCUGUCACGUGUCGACAAACAGACAAAAUAAAACCACCUCUGAGCCGAAAUAUGUCACAAUGCUUUUACCAAAAGAGUCUCCAUGUUGCUAGCACGUUUCAGUUGGUAGCAUCAUGUCGGCAUCCUCAGGUUCUUUCAUGUCCCAUGAAGUGGGUUAAUGUCAUGUUAAAGGAUACCUAUACGUAUGGCGAAGACCCUGUGAUCUUGUGCUGUGUUAUGAUUAGUUCCAUAAGACUUUGGGUCAAGUGCAUAACAUACAGUCCACUCCCACAGUACCAAGGACGCAGUCUGCCAUGCUCAUCAGCCCACUCAUUAUUCCAUGAUGUUAAAAACUUCACCUACUUGUUGUUGAAACAGGAUACAGUGAAGUUCAUGUUUUUACAUAUGAGCAAAACUGUGCGCUUGUUAUUAGUCAGAGCUCAUUAAGUCGGUCUCAUCAAUUUCCCUUUUUUAUCCUUAAAUUUAGACAUUCCUCUUCGCUCUUUCUUUGACAAAGAAUAGGUUAUAUUCUGUAAGAGUUUUGAUAAAGAAUUAAGAAUGUCUAAAGUGGGAAAUAUCAGCCUAAAGCUGUAAAGAGGCCCUAAAGCACAAAUGCCACAUCAUUUUACUGUAUAUUAGUGUUGUACAUUGUCAUACCAUAAACGACACUGUAGUAGGAGAUACCAAGCAAUGUCUGCUGAUUGAGUUAAAAAAAAAAAAAGAGCUGAAUGGAAGAAAAGAGUAUAAUCCUGAAGCAUUUUGAUGUUAUUUUUAAGCACAAUGCCAAGUAUUUAACACUUUGUUGAAGGUACUGAAACAGUCAUUUUCACUGAGGCGUUAAAUCCUUUCUAUAAAUUAUAUAUUAUUGAAAUAAUAGACAUUUGCUGAUAAAAGUUAGUUCAUACCUGCGAUGUUUGUUAGUGUCUCGUCGUCUGUCAGUCACAGAGGCAGCUAUUAUUGGUGGUGACAAGUCUAACCAUACACAUCCACGUGUCUGCAAUACACACACUCGUCGAUGCAAUGUUUUUACAUUAUCCUCGAUUGCACAUGUCAGUAACUUUAGGGAAAGUUCAGCAAUCGCUUUAAUCUGUUAUUAAAUUUUACCCUUUCCACUCCUUGUAUUUAUUUUUUAUUCUAUUUUUUUUUUUUUAUUUAAUGAUAGUACUACAUGGAGUUUAGACAUUUCACAUUUUAUACCCAGUGCACUUGUCCCAAUACAGACACAACUCUUGAAUCCUCUCGACACAUGGAUCUCUGAUCAGUGAUGUGGUGCCCAACCUGUGC
This is a messenger RNA of Sphaeramia orbicularis (orbiculate cardinalfish), 3061 nucleotides long. It is a transcript of the gene casp7, whose product is annotated as caspase 7, apoptosis-related cysteine peptidase. Gene Ontology annotation, cellular component: cytoplasm. The transcript has 7 exons. Gene Ontology annotation, molecular function: cysteine-type endopeptidase activity. Bases 143 to 1087 code for a protein of 314 amino acids. Gene Ontology annotation, biological process: proteolysis; apoptotic process; execution phase of apoptosis. NCBI's taxonomy places the organism in Eukaryota, Metazoa, Chordata, Actinopteri, Kurtiformes, Apogonidae. The record is from RefSeq and is a predicted model, not a curated record.